AUGCCACCAAGUUCCAAUCUUCGAAACACUGAAUACGAUUUGUGCUGGAGAACGCAGAAAGGAGAUGUGUUGGAAAACAAAGGAUAUCUCAAAGACUGUCACAAUCAAUCACAAACUUUCAAUAAUCGAUCAUACAAUUUCAACGAUAUUUGUGUGCUGUCGAAAGAAUGUAUUUCAGCAUAUAGAAUCAGAGACGGUGUGAAGAAUUGUGCCAGCGAAGGCGAUGAAUCAACAGACGAACUUGCUUUAACGACCUGUUCAAAUAUUCGACGUCAUCGUUUCCGUUGUUCCAUUGAGGAACCAGCUUGCUUAAGUGUCACGUCUCUAGGCAAUCAUCUAGAUAAUUGCAGAAAUAGUUUCGACGAAUUAUGGAUGGGUACGAAUAUGAAACUGUCUAAUAUGAAUUGCAAUAGUGAAUCGACUCUUGAGUGUGAUGUUCUUCGUCAGUACAUUGAAACAUCAUGGAUAUCGAUCGAUAAAAAUCAAUCCUCUGUGCAAUUUAAACUUUCAUUUCGUGCUUAUUGUGACACAUUUUGGAAUCUACCUUCGCACGAGGACGAGAACUCGACUGAGUGUCAGAAGUCGUGGGUGUGUUUAGAGGAGCAAUGGCAGUGUCACACAGGACAAUGUAUCGAUAAAAACUGGGUACUGGAUGGAGAAUGGGAUUGCCCUGAUGCAUCAGAUGAAGAAGCAAUUUUCGAUUGGGGAAUAUCAGACCGAAAUGCACAAGUUAUUCAACUUUCUGUACUUGAAGAAAAAUUUUACAGGUAUCAUGGUGCUCAACCGUUUUCUGCGUUCUGUAAUCUAAGUGAAGAAUUUCCAUGUUUACGUGCUGAUAUGCCUAAUGAACUUCAUAAUUUUACACACUACCGACCUUGUAUCAACCGACGACAGAUUGGAGAUGGUCGUGUCGACUGUUAUGGCGCCAUAGACGAACGAAAUACUCUACCAUCCUGCCAUCGACCGACAAUGCUCGGAUACUACUUCGCAUGUUUAUCACAUUAUAUAUGUAUUCCAUAUUCUAAACAUUGCAGUUCAGAAACAUGUAGAGAUACAUCUAACGAUCAUUUCUGGUGCGAUCGUUUUAAACGUUCAUUGUUCUUUGAUGGAAAGACAGAUUUUGUCUGUAUCAACGGAUCCGACACAAAAGAUGGUAGAUGUAAUCGCAUUUGGAACUGUCCUUUUGGUGAAGAUGAAUACAUGUGUGAUUACGAAAAUAAACUGAAACAAGUGCUCGUAUCCUAUCGUGACGUGAAAGGAUUGAAUGCAAAGAACAACAAGAAGAUGCUUCCUCUUCACCACUUUCCAGAGAAUAUAAACGCAAGCAAACUUGCAAAUGAUUCAAUCGUAACAACUCAAAAGAACUUCACGGGAACAGUCGCUCCUAAUCUCACAUCAUCAUUAAUUCCUUAUAUAUGCAAUCGUGGUGUUGGUGUUCAAAUGUACAAUGGUUCAACGAUCUGCUUCUGUCCACCACAGUACCAUGGCGAGAAAUGUCAAUUUCAUAGUGAUCGAGUCUCCGUUCUUUUUCACCUCAAUCUUUCUCAAUCAAUUUAUACGACCGAGAGCGAUCCCACUAUUGUCGUUAAACUGCUUGCGCUAUUCAUGUUCAACAAUGAAACACUCGCUGCUGCCGAAUUUUGGAACCAAGAAUAA
Molecule: messenger RNA, 1656 nt
Organism: Didymodactylos carnosus
Lineage: Eukaryota; Metazoa; Rotifera; Eurotatoria; Philodinida; Philodinidae
Source: the annotation of a GenBank genome assembly